GCGGGGCCAGUGUUACGACGGGGCUGCAAAUGUCAGCGGUCGAAUCACCGGUCUCCGAUCACGCAUUCAAGCACUCGAAUCACGAGCUCUGCAUGUCCACUGUACUGCACAUACUUUAAAUUUGGCCGUACAAGAUGGAAUGGAACGAAUACUCUGCGUGAGGAACUUUCUCGGAACCAUCAAAGAUCUCAUUAACUUCGUUCGAGAUUCUCCGAAGCGGUUGGCUGUUUUUACAAAACUACAGUCAUCUGAUACGCCUAAUUUGUCAGCAUUUUGUCCAACAAGGUGGUGCGUACGGGUGAAAUCGCUCAGGGGAGUUCGUGAGAAUUACGCGGUAAUCAUGGAGUUCCUUGAUGGUUUGAGUACCGAUCCCACUACUGACAAAAGUGUAUCUGCUAAAGUCAAUGGAUUCUUACGACUAAUGGAAACCUUUGAGUUUUUCUUUCUUCUGAUGUUAUUAAUCGAGAUAUUCGAGCCGAUUGAAAUCCUCAAUACUGAACUACAGCGUUCUGAUCUUUGUUUUAAUGAGUCUCAUCAGAAAGUGGAUACUGUCAAAGAAAUUUUUGAUGCCUCCCGCGAGUCUAAGUUUUCAUUGAUUUGGGACAAAUCGAUUAACGGCAUUAAUUCACUAGACAUUGAAGGGCCAAAGAUUCCACGACUUCGACAAAUCCCCAAACGUUUAGACAGUGGCCGUGAGGGACACAUUUUUAGUACUCCCGAAGCGUACUAUAAGAAGAUUUAUUAUGAAGUCUUCGAUCAAGUAUCGAUCUCAUUGAAUACUAGAUUUGUAUCCGAAACGAUGCAUUUCUUGGAUCAAUGUGAAGGGUUUAUACUUGGCAAGAUUAACGUCAACGUAGAUGACAUUGUACAGGUGUACAAUGCGAAAAUGCCUGAACAGGAAUUCACUCCUGAUUUCGAUGCAGAUGUACUGCAGCUACAUCGUGAUAGUUUCAUCGAUAUUAUUCGUCGGCAGUAAGUGAAAAUUGAGUCCUUUAUAGAGGUAGUCGAAUUCAUGAAGAAGAAUAAGGCAGUUGCAGAUAUCCUUCCAGAACUGACGAAAUUGAUCAAAAUUCUUCUGACUGUACCUGCAUCGACAUGUACCAACGAACGUUCUUUUUCAAUGCUGAGACGAUUAAAAACCUACUUACGUUCCACAAUGCUUCAAUCUAGAUUGAAUCAUGUUGCGAUAUUACAUGCUUAUCGGGAUGUAGCUUCAGCGUUAGAUCUCGAUAAAUUGAUGGAUGAAUUCAUCUCGCGAACCGA
Diachasma alloeum is the source of this 1263-nucleotide messenger RNA. RefSeq lists its product as uncharacterized. The record is from RefSeq and is a predicted model, not a curated record. The coding region runs from base 140 to 976 and encodes 278 amino acids. NCBI's taxonomy places the organism in Eukaryota, Metazoa, Arthropoda, Insecta, Hymenoptera, Braconidae. The transcript has 2 exons.